Molecule: messenger RNA, 3886 nt
Organism: Vidua chalybeata
Lineage: Eukaryota; Metazoa; Chordata; Aves; Passeriformes; Viduidae
Gene: MSANTD2
Product: Myb/SANT DNA binding domain containing 2
Exons: 5
Coding region: 1643-2827 (394 amino acids)
Source: RefSeq, a predicted model, not a curated record
GUUGCAGAACAAUAAGCAAAAGCCUCGGUCUCUUCCAGUCUGAGCAGUCACUGGGCAGUGAUCAGGUCUGUUUUCAGUUACUUGUCCUAAAUUUCCUGCUUUCUGUAUCUGUAUCAAUCUGUGUAUGUGCACUUCAGGAACCACGGAGCAGGAGUUGAGCGGGACACCGGCAGGAGUAGAGGAGGUGCGUAAGAAAAAAACAGAUCUUAGAUCUUGGAGAUCAGAAUAAAAUGGUGAGAGAAAGGUUAAGGAUUAUAAAAUGUCCAGGCUCCCUGAGGUCUGAGCAAUUAUUUAGGUCUUACCAGGCUCUCUGAAGAAGAGGAGCCUGAGGGCUUACAUGAAACAAGGCUGACACGUGGUAUUUGGAGGGAACAUCAGGAGAAGUUGUAGGGACUGCCUGCUGGAGACACUGAGGAGAGCCUCCAAGAAGAAAGAGCUAACAGGAAUCUUGAUUCUCCAGCACACAAGACCAAGGAGCCACCAGCUGCUUAGCCACAGGCCCUUUGGUGCUUUGGAAAGCCCUAUAUUUGAGAUUAUCUCCUUCAAAUUUUAGGUUAUCUUCUUGCAGAAGCUGAGGUAACACAACCAGGUGAGCAUCUGGGCAGUACCCCCAAAAGUAUCUUCAUCUUUAAGAGUGAUGAGCAGUCACACUAUUGCUCAUUUGUUUUCAUCCCCCUUCCUGUGUUGCUCCCUUUAGUUUUUCUACUUGUCUGCAUUGACUUGCUGCUAAAUUAUUUUGAUAGUAAAAUAAGCCAGGUUGCAGCCUGACUGAAAUAAUUAAUUACUACUAGGCUACAACCUAGUGUGGGAUCCUCCAUAACCCCAUUGGUGGGGAGAGAUGUUUGAAGCACAUGCUGAAAAUAGGGUGUGAAAAUAGAGUGGCUGAGGGCGUGGGGCAUUCCCAGAGGGCUUGGCCAAGCGUAGGGAUGCUUUGGAAACAGUUUGUUUCACUUGAAGGCUGCUAAUAAAUCCAGCUGGAGGCUCUAAAUUCAUGUGUAACUCCUAUGGGUAAGCUGGCCCAGGUACAAGAACUGAGCAUGGAAAAUACAUUUUUAAAAAUCUAACUUGGGUGGAUUUUAGGGUCUGGGAGUGAAAUGACUUUGCCCUUAUUGUUCAGUGAGAUUUGAGCUGAAAGGAGAGUAAUUGGAGUGAGAAAGCUGAAUCCUAACAACCAAAUGUAUCUAUACCUUAGCCUGAGGGAACCCUCUGUGCACCAGCAAAUACCAACAGGUUUCUAGGCUGGGUUUUGGUUCUAGGUUGCCAUAGCAGGUUGUUUUCCACCCUGCUCACAGACAGAAAGUUAAAGUGUGCUGGUGUCCAUCCAAAGAGGUUCUACCUGUUUAUCCUGAGGUAGUUAUGGCAAAAGUGGGAAGGGUUCCACCUUAAACCGUGGAAUAACUCAUGCCUGUUGUUGCCUGUGUGUUUAUAUGGGUUAUUUUUUUAUUUUGUGUUGUUUUCGUGUGUUUUUGUUUAAAACAGCAGGGUAAUACUGACUUGCUGCUUAGCGUUUUGCUUCUGCCCCCAGGGCUCUGAAUCUCAGGAGGAAACUGGUUAGAAAUGUAUCCCUUUGCUGCUGAUGCUGUUAAACCAGUGUAUGAGGAGCAUUAGCAGCUUCACAAGAGACAGAGUGAGUUAGUAAGGAAUGCAAAAAUAUACCCUCCGCAGGUGCUACAGCCGCGUGAAGGAGCACGGCGUUGGCAAGAGGAAAAGCAGCUACACGUUUGAACAGCUGGAGCAGGUGUUUGGGCAGGGAGGAUGGGACUCCCAGCCCUGCCAGCCCGUCCUCAUCAACAGCAGUGGUUUGUACCAGGAGCUGGAGUCGGACGGCAGCACGAUGGAGGAAUACUCUCAGGAGGACUGGGGAAACCACAGUCAGGAUCUUCACUGCUACCAGACUGGCGAGCAGGAAUUGGAUGAAAUGCCUACCACAAAAAGAACAUUAAAGAUAAAACAGGAAUCUUCAGAAGACACGCAGAAGCGUGAUGUCAUGCAGAACAUUAUGCAAAUCUUGGAGUCGGUCCAGUUGAAGUGGGAGCUGUUUCAGAGCUGGACGGACUUCUCCAGGCUCCACCUUUCUAACAAACUGGCCAUUUUCGGCAUUGGGUACAACACCCGCUGGAAGGAGGAUAUCCGUUACCACUACGCAGAGAUCAGCUCCCAGGUGCCCCUGGGCAAGCGGCUCCGGGAAUAUUUCAACUCGGAAAAACCGGAGGGUCGGGUGAUCAUGACCCGAGUACAGAAAAUGAACUGGAAAAACGUUUAUUACAAAUUCCUGGAGAUCACCAUCAGCGAAGCCAGAUGCUUGGAGCUGCACAUGGAGAUCGACUGGAUUCCCAUCGCUCACUCCAAACCCACUGGAGGGAACGUGGUGCAGUAUUUAUUACCAGGAGGGAUCCCAAAAAGCCCUGGCCUGUACGCCAUUGGAUAUGAGGAGUGCCACGAGAAGCUCCCCUCCCCUCUGGCCGAGCACCAGGCACCCGACCCCGGCAAUGAGACUCCAGGGGAGCUCGAGGUCCCCUCGCCACAGGCCUCCCUUCGGGUGGAUAUGGAAUCUGCCCGGAUUAUCUACUGUUACCUCGGCAUUGCCGAGGUCCGGACUCUCCAGCAGUGCCUGUUUUUACACUUCCAGGCAAACACCAAAACCUUCAGCAAAGAUUGGGUCGGGAUCAACGCCUUUUUAUCUCAGAACUGCGUCGUAGAGCCCGGCGUCUCACCCAAAUCCAUCUACAUCAAAUUUGUGGAAGUGGAGAGGGAUUUUCUGUCUGCUGGCUCUUUGGUAGAGUGCCUGGAAAAAGCCAUCGGAUACCCCUUAAAAUUUAACAACUGAGUCUCAUCCUUCAUAAGGAUCAGGGCUUUCCGCCCCAUUUUCCAUCUCACUCGGAUCCUGUCCGUUCACAUCCGGGCACACGGGACUUUUCCGCCUGGAAGCGCGUUUCGGGGCGCGCCGAGGCUGGCGGGGCGCUCCCCACGCGCCGGGCCCGGCUCCGGCCGGAGCGGCGUGGCCAGGAGGAGCGCCCGGCCCACGAGACGACUGUCGGUACAUUCCACAUGGGACAAGCUCGUACACACGGCGUUUUCAUACCAGAACUGAGGGUUUGGUCUUUCCUUUAUUCCACGGUGUCUCGUUUGGAUGCAUCCGUCUCUAAGUGUUACUCGGGAUCUGACUCAAUAAGCAAUAGAUAACGGCGAGGGAAACCCCAGCUCCCGGCCCGGGGACUGUUUUUCAAAGCCACCCUUAGAUAUCUUGUAUAUAAUUUAGAACUUCACUUUUUUCACCAUCGAGUGUUCUCCUCUCUCCAAACAGUGUUGCCUGCAAAGACUUUGGGUUCUGUGAUGUAUUCCACAUCCUUAGUAGUGUUGCCAUAUCUGCUUUUAUUUUAUUUUAUUUUAUUUUUUAACAUUAAAGUAAUUCCUGGCUUUUUUAUUUUUUCUUUAUUUGUUUUCCUCAUUAAUUUUUCCCUAUUUUUCUCUUUACUGUCUUUUUAAAAUCAUUUUCUUCUCUUAUUUCUCUAAUUUUUCUCUUCUUUUUAUUUUUUCUCUAUUCCUGUUUUUUCUUUUUUUUUUAAUCUUCUUUCUAUCUUGUCUUUUUUGUUUGUUUUUUUAAACUUCUUUAUCAUUUCCCUUUGUUUUUUUUUUCUUUUGAUUCUAUUAAUUUUGGUUUUUUAUUAUUUCUAUUUUCACUUUUUACCCUUUUUUUGUCUUUUCUUCUUCUCUGUUCGGUUUCCUUUUUUCGGGUGGUUUUUUUUGGGUUUUUUUGGUUUUUUUUUUUUGGUUUUUUUGUUUUUGUUUUUGUUUUUGUUUUUGUUUUUUUUUUCUUUUUAUGGAGUUCCAAAACUCUGUGAGAACAACCUGGCAGCUGGGAAAAAACAAUGAUUAUUUUUAUUUG